Messenger RNA from Harpia harpyja (harpy eagle), 762 nucleotides. RefSeq names its product SEC11 homolog C, signal peptidase complex subunit (gene SEC11C). The transcript is spliced from 6 exons. Lineage: Eukaryota; Metazoa; Chordata; Aves; Accipitriformes; Accipitridae. The record is from RefSeq and is a predicted model, not a curated record. Gene Ontology annotation, molecular function: serine-type endopeptidase activity. The coding region runs from base 181 to 714 and encodes 177 amino acids. Gene Ontology annotation, cellular component: signal peptidase complex; membrane.
CUACAGCUCCCGGGGAGCAGAGGGGCCGCCCGCGCCGCCGUUCCCCCGGGCCGGCGGUAGCUGCGGCUACCGGUCAGCGCUGGGGUUCGGGGUGCGAGCGUCUUCCAGUGCGUCCCCUUCCGCGAGGCCGGCGGUAGCUUCCCGCCGCCGGCUGGGUGCGGCCCUUCCCGCGGCGCCGCCAUGGAUCUCUUCGGGGACCUGCGGCGCAUGAACAAGCGGCAGCUGUAUUACCAAGUCUUAAAUUUUGCUAUGAUAGUGUCGUCUGCCCUUAUGAUAUGGAAAGGGCUGAUCGUCAUUACUGGAAGUGAAAGUCCUAUUGUUGUGGUGCUCAGUGGCAGCAUGGAACCAGCUUUUCACAGAGGAGACCUGUUGUUCUUAACAAAUUUCCAUGAUGACCCAAUCAGAGCUGGUGAAAUAGUUGUUUUUAAAGUUGAAGGCAGAGACAUUCCAAUAGUUCACAGAGUAAUCAAAAUACAUGAAAAAGAAAAUGGGAACAUCAAAUUUCUGACUAAAGGUGAUAAUAAUGAAGUUGAUGAUAGAGGCUUGUACAAAGAAGGUCAGAACUGGUUAGAGAAGAAAGAUGUUGUUGGAAGAGCAAGAGGAUUUUUGCCUUAUGUUGGUAUGGUAACUAUAAUAAUGAAUGACUAUCCAAAAUUUAAGUACGCUCUUCUGGCAGUAAUGGGAGCAUAUGUACUGCUGAAACGUGAAUCAUAAAAAAAAAAAAAAAAUCACUUUUCCAAGAACAAAGUACAAAGUAAAAUA